Leishmania braziliensis MHOM/BR/75/M2904 is the source of this 477-nucleotide messenger RNA. RefSeq lists its product as hypothetical. NCBI's taxonomy places the organism in Eukaryota, Euglenozoa, Kinetoplastea, Trypanosomatida, Trypanosomatidae. The transcript has a single exon. The record is from RefSeq and is a predicted model, not a curated record. The coding region runs from base 1 to 477 and encodes 158 amino acids.
AUGCCGGACUUCAGCCAGUUUAUCAAGUACCUCAACGCCAACCUCCACGCACCGACUGGCCAGUACGCCGCCCUGGGCGGCGCCAGCGGAAAGGGCACUGGUGGAGUUAGUGGCGCAUCCGAGGCCGUGACACCCGCUUCCCACGGUGAUACCUCCGCCUUCAUCCGUUCCUGUGACACAACGUGGCGAGUACUGCUGUCUAGCGAUGCGGCUGCAAAGGAAAGUGGGGCACGAUCCAGCGGCUCAUCUGCCACGGCAGCGGCAGCCCACGCACCCCCGCCGCAUCCCUCCGUCACUAUUGGGCGGAUGAUGGUGUCCACAGAGGACCGCUGGCGUAUUCAGGCGCAGAUGCGCCGUGAGGAGGCACGCACUGGGCAGGCUCGGAAGGAGUACAACAAGAAGGUGACGCGCGCCAUCAAAGUGACGAAGGGACCGUCUGAGAACGCCUUUCCGCCAGGUCGUGGUCGUCCAUUGUAG